AUGGCACCUUCCAAGGUGUUCCAGCGAUCUUUUUCUAAGUCGUGGUCAUCUUCGCUCGAACAUCUCCUCUUCGGUAUCUUGGUCACCGAAACCGACACCGAUGCAUGCUUGGCCCACAAGGGUAUCGGUGUCACAAUAUCUUUUCAGCUCGCCGCCCCAGAAACAACUCUCAAAAGCCAACGUACUACCAUGGAGACCCUCAGCACCAUCGAACAGGCCACCCGCUUUGGCCGCCGUGCCACCCGUGGAGGUGGUGCGGGCGGCUUCGGUUGCUGUGGCAUCUUUCUCGUCUUGAUGAGCGCCUCCAUGCUUUUUUGGAACGAAGGUCGUGCCGUGAGGCGCUACAGCAUCCUCCAUGAAGGAUCCAAAGCUGUGGUCGAUAUCACCAACAUUAAUGAAGUGGACCCGGCCAACGAGGGGAAACUGGUUCAUUUGGUUGGAACGACGAAGAACAGCCGCCCUGUCACGGACAAGAAGUUUGGCGUGACGGCGGAUGCCUUGAAGCUCGGUCGCACAGCGGCAAUGUACCAAUGGGAAGAAAAGACCGAGUCUCACACAGUCAAGCACCCGGAUGGCAGCACAUCCAAUGAAGUCUCGUACACCUAUGAUCGUGUCUGGUACCCGGCACCCAUUGAUUCCAAUGUUUUCCACAAACCUGAGCAUCACACCAAUCCUGGGCCCUUGCCGUAUCAUGCCAUGUUGGACAAGGCUGACAUCGUCUCAAUCGGUGCCUACGAGGCGUCUCAAGACAUGGUAGAUGGAUCCAUGAACUGGUUCUCCUACAAAACGGACGGGAUCUCUGUCGAGAACAUCACCGAUCCCUCCACAAAAGCCAAGGCCAAGGCCAUUCCGGGAGGAUUCUACUUUGGUUCAGAUCCGUCCGUACCCAAAGUGGGAGACUCCAAGGUGACCUUUCAGGUUGUUCUUCCCUCUGUUGUGACUGUCAUGGCCCAACAGACCGGAAAGAGCUUUGCUCCCUACAAGGGCAAACACGCUGGCAAAAGCGGCGAACUCAUGUUUGUACAAUUGGGAAACCACACUGCACAGGAAAUUUUUGCCAAUGAAAUCUCCAGUAACAAGUUCUUGACAUGGCUCUUUCGCUUCCUUGGGGUUUGCCUCAUGUAUGCUGGGGUUGGGGGCAUGCUAAGUCCGUUGGCCAUGAUGUUGGAUUCCAUUCCCUUGAUUGGACGGUGCAUUGGAAACACCUUGCUCCCUCUCCUGAACAGUAUCGUGGCGGGUGCUUUUGCUGGUGUUGUCAUUGCUGUGGCUUGGCUUCGUUUCCACCCUUUGGCGGGGGUUUCCUUCAUCUUGUUUGUCGGUGGUUUGACCUUUUUGGCGGUUCGAAAGUCCAAGCAAAUGAACGCGGAGGGACGAGGAGAUGCAGUUAUUGCCGCUGACGAAUCUGAUCCAACCGAGCCCCUGCUUGAAGAAGGCGAGGACGAUGAGGCAGACGAUCAAGGAGAACCUGUUUAA
Molecule: messenger RNA, 1473 nt
Organism: Seminavis robusta
Lineage: Eukaryota; Bacillariophyta; Bacillariophyceae; Naviculales; Naviculaceae
Source: the annotation of a GenBank genome assembly